Messenger RNA from Colletotrichum destructivum, 830 nucleotides. Its product is annotated as Putative NADH dehydrogenase [ubiquinone] 1 alpha subcomplex subunit 12. Gene Ontology annotation, biological process: mitochondrial respiratory chain complex I assembly. The transcript is spliced from 2 exons. Bases 110 to 727 code for a protein of 205 amino acids. The record is from RefSeq and is a predicted model, not a curated record. Gene Ontology annotation, cellular component: mitochondrion; membrane. NCBI's taxonomy places the organism in Eukaryota, Fungi, Ascomycota, Sordariomycetes, Glomerellales, Glomerellaceae.
UUGACCUCAUUACUUUUCUUGAAUCUUGUUGAUUUGGCGUAUUUGAAGCCAUGGGUUCCUGAACGACUGUCUCUUCCCAACACCAAUAAAUCGUACACCAACGACGCAAAUGUCUCCGACACGGAUAUCACCCUUUCUGGAGGCUUGGUACAAAUGGAAGGCGCUCAGACUGCCAUGGCGCAAGCGCUUCCUCGUCGGCCGUGACCUGCAGGGCUACACCUUUUGGGAGUUUCGAGACGUCCGCGGCAACGGGCCUGGCCGCUUCCGCCGCAUCGUCAAGUAUCCGCGAUCGAUAUACCUCUCCGACGUAAAGGUAUCGCCGCUGUGGCACCAGUGGUUGCGGUACACGCGAGAACAGCCCCCGACACUCGAAGAACAGUCGCGAGAGGCCUUCAGACAAGAGCGCAUGAAAGUUCUGGCGGCGCAGGCGGAUGCCAGAUGGGAGGCCAAGCCUAGACUUACGGAUGCCCCGGGGCAGGAAACCGGUCAGCCUUUACCGUCGUUCAACAUUGCGCAGACCCAGCCCAAUGCGCCGGAACUGGAGGCGACAAACGCGGACGCAAAGGAGAACAACACAACACCAACAAAGCCUGCGAGGCCGACCGAGUCAGCUCAGCUUCUAAACGAGACGAGGACGAAAUACGGGAAGGACCCGUGGGCCAGGGCUCAAGGGCCGAGUGAAAGCUGGCAGCCAGCAACGUGGGUACCACCUGCAGGAAAGAAAUAGCCGGCAUAAAACACGGCAUCAAAAUUGUAUACUACUGAAGGGCGGGGGAAAUACCCUCACAUGUACCAACAAUUCGACAUAAGACCGUCUCGUUAUCGAGCCU